UAGUAGAGACUAGUGUGUCGUACGCGAACCAAGCCGUUUUAUUAUUAUCAUUAUAUUAUUAUAACAUUGUUGUUACGUCCGCGUGUGUGCUUUCGGUUAAUAAUUUCGCGUGUGUCUAAAUGUCUAAAUCUUUACGAGUAUUAUCGUUAUUAUUUUUAUCAUAGCUUCCCGUCAGUUUUCGAUUUUAUUUUAAACUUCCCUCUCUUUCUACGUGUUGUCUCGGCGGCAUUUCAAAAAACCUUGGCAGUUAUAGUUUGGUUUUUUGUGUCGUGCUAUUGUCGCGCAUGCGGACUUGUAUUUUGUUUUUUUUUUUAUCCGCCUCUUUUUAUCAACCUAUUGCAUUGCAUUAUUAAUGUAUUGAAGUUUCAUCCGACUUAUUAUCGAUUACUCGUUUUCAGUGAUUUCUUUUUGACAUCGUGUUCUGUUUUAUUAUGGACAACGUGGUCUCAUAAUAACUAAUUAUGUCUAUUACAUGAUGUCGAUUAUCCCAUAUUUACGUAUCUGUAGUGAAAACACACCUGAUCUAAAUAAUAAUGAAACAUUUAUUCAAAUGUCUGACACUUUUUAAAUGACGUACGUGCUGGUGGUGUUUUUCGAAUUUCGUUUUCAUUAAUAUUAAACUUCUGUCAAUCAUUUCUAUAAUUUUUCGAUAAAACAUCUUCACGCGUAAUCAAUUAUAUUUAAUACACUUUCUAAAACAACAUUAUAUAUAUUUAUUUUUCUUAGAAGAAAAAACUAGGAGAGGUCUGAACGAAAAGCGAUUUAUUUAUACCUUAUCGUUGUCAGCUGUAUAGGAAAAGCGUGAAAUUCUAAAUUUCACAUUGUGUAAGGUCGAACCAUACGAACGCGCCAUGACAGUGAGCUGUAGUUCUAGUCGGUUCUAAAGUAAAAGCGUUUCGAAUUAUACACUAUAUACCCCACACUCCGCAGAAUAUAUUUUAAAAUUAUUACGGUACAGUAAACGAUCAUCGCGAGUUAUUAUAUUUUAAUUUUAUGUUCAUUUAAGUUCGUUUUAAAGUGAGGCAUUUCAUAUGACAAAAUGGUGUUAGUAGAACAAUAUUCACCAAUGACGAUAUUAUACGAUCCAACAAUCCGAAAAGAUUCUGCAACCAAUGGUGUUGCAUCUCCACAAUUUGCCACUGAACAAGAGUUGUGUCUUAUGUACUUUGAUAAAUGGAGCGAACAGCAUCAAAUCGACUUUGUCGAACACCUAUUGUCUCGGAUGUGUCACUACCAACAUGGACACAUCGACACAUAUUUAAAACCCAUGUUACAGAGAGAUUUCAUAUCACUCUUACCCAAAAAAGGCCUAGAUCAUGUGGCCGAAAAUAUUUUAUCCUAUCUUGAUGCUGAGUCUUUAUAUGCUGCAGAAUUGGUGUGUAAAGAAUGGUAUAGGGUAAUAUCAGAAGGUAUGUUAUGGAAAAAGCUAAUUGAACGUAAAGUACGUACCGAUUCAUUAUGGCGAGGUCUUGCUGAACGAAGAGGGUGGAUUCAAUACUUGUUCAAGCCAAAGCCAGGCGAACAUCACCCAGACCAUUUCUCCUAUAGGGCUCUGUUUCCUAAAAUAAUACAAGAUAUAGAAAGUAUAGAAUCAAAUUGGCGAACUGGCCAUUUUCUAUUACAAAGGAUAAAUUGCCGUUCAGAAAACUCCAAAGGUGUAUAUUGUUUACAGUAUGAUGACAAUAAAAUUGUCUCAGGUUUACGUGAUAAUACCAUAAAAAUAUGGGAUAGAAAUACAUUAGAAUGUGUUCAGGUAUUAACUGGCCAUACCGGGUCAGUUUUAUGUUUACAAUAUGACGACAAAGUGAUUGUGAGUGGUUCCAGUGAUAGUACAGUUCGAGUAUGGAAUGUUGUUAACGGUGAAAUGGUCAACACUCUAAUACACCAUUGUGAAGCAGUAUUACAUUUAAGGUUUAGCAACAAUAUGAUGGUCACUUGUUCAAAAGAUCGAUCAAUUGCUGUAUGGGAUAUGGUGUCACCUAGUGAAAUGACUUUACGUCGUGUCUUAGUUGGACACCGAGCUGCAGUAAAUGUGGUUGAUUUUGAUGACAAGUAUAUUGUAUCAGCUUCCGGAGAUCGUACUAUUAAAGUAUGGAACACAUCAAGCUGUGAGUUUGUACGAACUCUUAAUGGUCACAAACGUGGUAUUGCCUGUCUUCAAUAUAGAGACCGAUUAGUUGUUAGUGGAAGUUCUGAUAACACCAUUAGGUUAUGGGACAUAGAAUAUGGUGCAUGUUUGAGAGUACUUGAAGGGCACGAAGAACUUGUACGGUGUAUUAGGUUUGAUAGUAAAAGAAUUGUUAGUGGAGCAUAUGAUGGGAAAAUCAAAGUAUGGAAUUUAGUAGCAGCUUUAGAUCCCAGAGCUCCAGCAUCAACUCUAUGUCUCCGUACACUUAUGGAGCACUCUGGACGAGUAUUUCGACUCCAGUUUGAUGAGUUUCAAAUAGUCAGUUCUUCACAUGAUGAUACAAUACUAAUUUGGGACUUCCUCAACUAUAAUGAUACAAAUAACUCUGCAGCGGGUCCAUCAAAUAGUGUUGGCAUGCAUGGUGCUACAUCUCAUGCUAACGACACUCUUCCUCCUUUACCACCAGGUUUUGAGUGAUCCAAUGGGCUAGUCAUCCAUAACUAACCAGAUUAUGUUCGUGUACAAAUAAUACAGAACUCAUCUUAAAAUAUUGAUGAAAGAUGGUAAAAUAAUAUAUCACAUCUUGUUCUCAUUUUGAUUAUUUAUACAUACUCAUUUAUAUGAUAACAGUAUAUAUAUAUGUAUGUAUGUAUGUAUAAUAUAAUGAAAACUACAGAAACGCCCAAAAUAACUGUGCCAAUGUUCAGAUGUUCUCUGUCACACCUAUACAUGGGUUAUGUGAUGUUUUUCAUUUUAAAUAUGUACACUAUAUAUUUAUAUACAUCUUUCUUUCUCUCUCUUUUUUUUUUAGAAGCGCU
Sipha flava (yellow sugarcane aphid) is the source of this 2946-nucleotide messenger RNA. RefSeq names its product beta-TrCP (gene slmb). The record is from RefSeq and is a predicted model, not a curated record. The transcript is spliced from 11 exons. Bases 1040 to 2605 code for a protein of 521 amino acids. Gene Ontology annotation, molecular function: protein dimerization activity. Lineage: Eukaryota; Metazoa; Arthropoda; Insecta; Hemiptera; Aphididae.